UAGCGCAUUAUUUUGGCAUAUUUCUGGGGAAGUGCGCUUCGGUCACUCUUCACCAGCCGGCAUUUACCACAAAUAAAAUAAAAUAAGACAGAAUAAUGGCAGAUAAAAAGGUGGGCGGCAACAAUGACGGCAAGGAGAAGCGUCGCAAAGAGUCCAUUCUGGACCUCUCCAAGUACCUCGAGAAACAGAUCCGCGUGAAAUUCGCGGGCGGCCGCGAGGCAUCCGGAAUCCUGAAAGGCUACGAUGCGCUGCUAAAUCUGGUGCUGGACAACACGGUGGAGUAUCUGCGCGAUUCGGAUGAGCCCUACAAACUGACCGAGGAACAGACCCGCAGCCUGGGACUGGUCGUCUGUCGCGGCACAGCCCUGGUCCUCAUUUGUCCACAAGACGGAGUGGAGAGCAUCGCCAAUCCGUUUAUAACGCAAUAGUCGAGGCACUUGCGGCUGGGAUGCGGUCCAGGAUAUAGACUAAGUACAAAGCUCUUGGAAAUCGGUUUAAAUAUAUUAAGCGGAGACAUAUAAAUAAGUUCUUAAUAUCUAAUCAGGCCGCAAGAACCACGAUUUUAAGCCCGCGAAAGUGUUUAAGCUUCUCCAUAAUAUUCUGAUUGUUCCGAUUUUAAGUGUAUGCACUUUAUCCUUGUCAGGUAUGUUACGAAAUUAUCGACGGCUUUGCUUAUAAUGGGAUUUUGAAAGCUGAAUUGUCUAAAUAUACUUAAUCCAAUUGAUAAA
This is a messenger RNA of Drosophila erecta, 728 nucleotides long. It is a transcript of the gene LSm7, whose product is annotated as U6 snRNA-associated Sm-like protein LSm7. Bases 96 to 428 code for a protein of 110 amino acids. The record is from RefSeq and is a predicted model, not a curated record. The transcript has 2 exons. NCBI's taxonomy places the organism in Eukaryota, Metazoa, Arthropoda, Insecta, Diptera, Drosophilidae. Gene Ontology annotation, molecular function: RNA binding. Gene Ontology annotation, cellular component: U6 snRNP; U2-type prespliceosome; U12-type spliceosomal complex. Gene Ontology annotation, biological process: nuclear-transcribed mRNA catabolic process; mRNA splicing, via spliceosome.